AUAACAAAACUCUUAUACUUCUUGAAUCACUUCUUGCUACUGCUACAACUCUUUUUAACACAAGUGGAAAUUUUUGUUAUUACUCCAUCACAACAAUUGACAUUGUUUUUCUUUUUUUUUUUGUAAAUUAACAAUUGACAUUGUUGAUAUCACAAAUAAUAACAAAACUAGCCUUCAAAAAGCAAUUCUGAUACUGUACGAUUCUGUUUCCAUCAUUCAUUCUCUCAAGCUCGUGUGAGGCGCAGAAGUAAGAAAAUGGAGAAUGCGACAGAAGCGGUGACGGUUGUUCAACAGGAUGAAGAACGUGACGUAGAGGGACUAGGGCAGCCACAAAACCCACCACCACCCGUACGACGUCGUUUCGUCAUAUCUCUUUACGUGGGAUAUUUUCUUGCAAGAUGGGGUGCCAGAACUUGGGAAUUCUCAGUUGCUUUGUAUAUGAUCUACUUGUGGCCAAACUCUCUGCUUCUUGCGGCCAUAUACGGUGCGAUAGAGUCUGGUUCUUCUGCGAUCUUUGGCCCCAUUGUGGGACAAUGGAUCGAGGGACUGGACUACGUUAAAGUUCUUAGACUCUGGCUCUUAUGUCAGAACCUCUCCUACAUCAUUGCUGGUGGUGCAGUCAUCAAGUUGCUACUAGAUUACGGUCUUAAACCCCGGAACAUCCCGGUCUUUGCAACCUUGGUUGCGUUGACAAAUGUUACUGGGGCCAUUGGUGUGCUUUCCACACUUGGUGGCACCAUUCUGAUCGAACGAGACUGGGCUGUGGUUAUGUCGGAAGGUCAUCCACCAGCGGUAUUGACAAGAAUGAACUCUGUCAUUAGAGGCAUUGAUUUGAGCUCAAAGCUAUUGUCUCCAGUCACCACCGGUCUCAUCAUUAGCUUUGUCUCACUGAAGGCAUCAGCCAUCACUUUUGCAUUUUGGGCUACUAUAACCGCUUGGGUUGAGUAUUGGCUCUUCAUAUCUGUGUAUAGCGGUGUUCCUGCGAUAGCUCAAAGCAAUGAGAGACGGAUCUUGCGUUCCAUGACAAAUCCAGUAGAAGAAACAGAUGCACCUGUUUCUGUUUAUAUUGUCCCCGGGACCGAGGAGGGUAACCCACCACGUAGAUCCGCAAUGCUGAAGGUCUUUGAUAGAGUAUCCAAGUCCUCUUUUGUUGGCGCGUGGAGAGUUUAUAUCAAACAAGAAGUUGUACUCCCAGGGGUUUCACUAGCUCUCUUGUUCUUCACGGUCCUCAGCUUUGGAACAUUGAUGACGGCAACAUUGCAGUGGGAAGGGAUACCUACAUAUAUCAUCGGUAUAGGCAGAGGAAUAAGUGCCACGGUUGGACUGUUGGCUACAGUCGUCUAUCCUCUAAUGCAAAGCCGUAUCUCAACGCUGAGAACUGGCCUCUGGUCCUUCUGGUCUCAGUGGAGCUGCCUUUUGGUAUGCGUUGGGUCGAUUUGGGUUAAAAAGGGCAACAUAGCAUCUUACAUGCUAAUGGGUGGAGUUGCUGCUUCAAGGCUUGGCUUGUGGAUGUUUGAUCUUGCCGUCAUCCAGCAAAUGCAAGAUCAAGUUUCAGAAUCCGACCGUUGUGUGGUUGGAGGAGUCCAAAACUCUUUGCAAUCGGCUCUUGACUUGAUGGCAUACGUACUAGGUAUCAUUGUAUCCAAUCCAAAGGAUUUCUGGAUAUUGACGAUCAUCUCAUUCUCCACGGUUACGUUAUCAGGAUUAAUCUAUACAGUUCAUCUCUACCGAAUUCGUAACCAUAUCUUUCACUUUGAGAAGAUUCCUUUAUUGAGCAAAUGUUUGUUCAAGUUUAUACUUCCUUCUCGUGGAGAAACAUGAAUAAAUAGUGUGGU
Brassica oleracea var. oleracea is the source of this 1835-nucleotide messenger RNA. Its product is annotated as solute carrier family 40 member 1. Gene Ontology annotation, molecular function: iron ion transmembrane transporter activity. Gene Ontology annotation, biological process: iron ion transmembrane transport. Gene Ontology annotation, cellular component: membrane. Lineage: Eukaryota; Viridiplantae; Streptophyta; Magnoliopsida; Brassicales; Brassicaceae. The transcript has 8 exons. Bases 256 to 1821 code for a protein of 521 amino acids. The record is from RefSeq and is a predicted model, not a curated record.